CCCGCGCAGCAGCGGCAGCGCUCCGCUUCCUUUUCGGUCGCCGGCGGGCGGGCCGGGGCUGCCUGCGCGGCCGCUGAGCGGAACGGAGGCGCUGCGCGACGUGGCCGUCGCCGCCCAUUGCAGUGCUUCAGAUUUAGGAACUGGAAUGUUAUAACCUUGCUGAGUCAGCGUGGCUGAAUAACUGGUCUUGCCUGAAGGUUUAUAUCAAGACCCUACAAAAAAAAUAUCAACCAGAUACUGACACUACUGUGAUCUAACAGCCUGUAGACCACAACUUUUUAUAUUACUACACUCUUUGAAGCAUUAAGGGUGGCUUUUUUCUUUCUUUUUUUUUUUUUCUUUUUUUAAUGCAGUAGUGUCAUUAUUUGGCUGAAGACUAAACAUGAGAAUAGCAGGUGCUGCGAAGUUGAUUGUAGUCAUAGCAAUAUUUUUAUUGACGUUUUAUGUCAUAUCUCAAGUGUUUGAAAUAAAAAUGGAAGCAAACUUAGGACACAUAUUUGCUAGAUCAGCGUUGGAUGCAGCUGCACGCUCUACAAAACCUCCAAGAUACAAAUGUGGGAUCUCUAAAGCUUGUCCUGAAAAGCAUUUUGCAUUCAAAAUGGCAAGUGGAGCAGCAAACGUAGUUGGACCUAAAAUUUGCGUAGAAGAUAAUGUAUUAAUGAGUGGAGUUAAAAAUAAUGUUGGCAGAGGAAUAAAUGUGGCCUUGGUCAAUGGUAAAACAGGAGAACCGUUAGACACUAAAUUCUUUGACAUGUGGGGAGGAGAUGUGGCACCAUUUAUUGAAUUUCUUAAAUCCAUACAGGAUGGAACCAUUGUGCUGAUGGGAACAUACGAUGAUGGAGCAACCAAGCUUAAUGAGGAAGCACGGAAACUGAUUGCUGAACUAGGAAGCACAUCCAUCACUAACCUUGGCUUUAGAGACAAUUGGGUCUUCUGUGGAGGAAAAGGAAUUAAAACUAAAAGUCCCUUUGAGCAGCAUAUAAAGAACAACAAGGACACCAACAAAUACGAAGGCUGGCCAGAAGUUGUUGAGAUGGAAGGCUGUAUCCCUCAGAAGCAAGACUAAAUCUACAGAAAAGGAAAGGAAGAAAAUGCACUUUCUGCUAUUAUUAGGGAGAGGGCUAUGAAGGAGACUGUACUGUAAAUAAUAUUUUUAAAGCAUGCAGCCAUCCUGUCAGUGUGUGCAUGAGCACUGACAUCUUGAAUAUUGGGAUUAUUUAUUGCUAACACACAUACAGUCCUUUUUGUAAAUAUGUUCAAAUUAAAAGGAACAUAAAGUACUUUCUAAACAGAUUUCUUAAAAGCACAGUAUUUAGUUUGCCUAUGGUGAGUAUCUUGUAGACCGACUGGCUAAUAAAUUGCAUAUGCCAAUAAUAAACAGAUCUGGACAAAUGUUGUACUGUCUUCUAACAUUGCUGUGAGAAUGUAACCUUUGUGGAAAACAUAGAGAUAAGUUAAUAAAGAGCUUUAAUUUUUUUUAUCUUCUGCCUUUUUAAUGGCAGCAUCACUUUUUAUUGAAGCUAAUUUGGUUAUUCUAAUACCGAGUGCUAAAAAAAUUUAUUUUGUAGUCUCCCACCAAAACUGGAUAAUCUGCAAAGAAGGAAAACAUGAUAGUGAAAUACAGAUAUACCAUGAAAAGCACAAUAUAAGUUUUUUUUUUUACUAAGGGAAGAGCAAAGUAAAUGUGUAAAUAGUGUAUGUGAUACUUAAAAGCAGCUUGGAAGGAUUGUUGCUCAGCUUGAAAACUGUACUUCCUGUGUAGAAGAGACUCGGCAUGUUAAACAACAGUACUCAAACAAGUGACUUGUUCAUUUUUUUUUUGGUAACAGUUUUUGUACUGCUGCUUAACCUCUGAGUCUACUUAUGGCUAUUCAGCCCUGCUGGCUAGUCACAUAGUACAUAUGUGUGUGGUGGGGUGCCUUCCUGCUGUAGUCGUAAACCUAGAAAUAAAUUUUCUAUUGCAAAGAACCCAGGGGAGAGCAUUCUGCCUUCUAGUAAGAGUUGUCCAGGGUACAGUAUUAUGAGUCUUUACUGCCUGUGUUACACCUAAUGUGGGGUCAUAUGUGCUUACAGUGAUAGUAGAGAAAGCAUCGCAUCUUUGGUUAUGCAAUCUAUAGUAUUCGAACUUAAGUGAUGAUGCAUCUUCAUUUUUUUUCAAUGCAAAAAAAUUAAAGGACCAAGUUGAAGUGGCCUUAUUCUUCAGCUCAUGUCAGAGCUGUCAGAAAACAUAGCUCCAUUUUUAUGUAGGGCCAGCUUGAACUUUCACUGAAAGUAAGUUAGCAUGUUAUAAAUUAAAUUGUUGGUAUAGGAAAAAAAAAAAUAGGGGAUGUUACAGAAUUGAUUGUAAUCUCUUGGAGUUUUAUGUCAUGAUUUCUAGUUUAAUCUUCAGAAACUUCCAGCUAGUACCAUGGGACUACAGCCACAAAGGAUUUUUCAGGAACCCACAGUGUAAGUGGCACUCAAAUGUUCCUAUUGUUGAUAGGUCUUCUGAAAUGAACUCAAUUGUAUGCACUAAAAAACAAGUCAAGCAAUAUUGGGAAUUGCUUCUCAAGUCAAAUAACCUGUGAUGUCAAACUAAGACUGGACUCUGAGCUGUUCUGUACGUUUAAGUAGUUUGUUAAAUAAUGUGGCUUUCACUGAAGUUUAAUGUAGAGCAGCAAUAAAAGAUCCUUAUGUGGUGAAAUUGUUUUUGUUAAAUCUUUCAGAUUCUCUUGUUUAGGAGGAUGUGUCAAAAUCAUAUGUAUCUUUUACAUCAAAUGAGUAAAACACCUCGUUUCUAUCCAUUCGAUAAUAAAAGUUAUUUCAUAACAUCAGGUUAUUGUGAAAAACUAAUUGCAAAGUCCUGGAAUUUUCACAUGAAUAAAUUAUUUGUAAGUAA
Coturnix japonica (Japanese quail) is the source of this 2878-nucleotide messenger RNA. RefSeq names its product FAM3 metabolism regulating signaling molecule C (gene FAM3C). The record is from RefSeq and is a predicted model, not a curated record. NCBI's taxonomy places the organism in Eukaryota, Metazoa, Chordata, Aves, Galliformes, Phasianidae.